Eriocheir sinensis (Chinese mitten crab) is the source of this 2036-nucleotide messenger RNA. RefSeq names its product short-chain dehydrogenase/reductase family 16C member 6-like. Gene Ontology annotation, cellular component: lipid droplet. Gene Ontology annotation, molecular function: oxidoreductase activity, acting on the CH-OH group of donors, NAD or NADP as acceptor. NCBI's taxonomy places the organism in Eukaryota, Metazoa, Arthropoda, Malacostraca, Decapoda, Varunidae. The transcript has 8 exons. The coding region runs from base 278 to 1210 and encodes 310 amino acids. The record is from RefSeq and is a predicted model, not a curated record.
GGAGAGAGAGAGAGAGGAGUGCCUGGCAACUACGAAGAAGAGUGGCACCCGAGUCAAAUCUUAGGCACUAGUGAAUGCUUGAAGAGGGGGCUGCUUGCUCACGAACCUCCACUACUACUACUACUACUACUACUACUACUACUACUGGUGUGCCUGCCGCCCGUGAUAUCUGCUCCCUUAUCGUCGAGUGUCCUUGAAUUGCAUAGAAGUGGAGGAUUGUUCAUCAACGCGCGAGGUACCCCAGGGCAGUCACUCUUCCCCCGCACUCUUUCCCACCAUGUCUGACCCCUCGGAGAUCCUGGUGCUGGUGCGACGGCUGUUACUAUGGGUGGUGGUGACCGUCUACUACAUCCUGGAGGCCACGGUGCUCUGGUUCGUGCCCCGGAAGUACAAGUUCAAGGAUAUCCGCGGCAGUGUAGCGCUGGUGACGGGCGGCGGUUCGGGCAUCGGGCGACUCAUUUGCCUGAGACUGGCCGCCGAGGGAGCCACCGUGGUGACCUGGGACGUGUCGGAGGCAGGUAACUUGGAGACGGCGAAGCUGGUCCAGGCGGCGGCUGGGAAGUGUCACGCGUACACUGUUGACCUCUGUGACCGCAACGCCGUGUACGCCACCGCGGCCAAGGUCAAGGAGGAGGUGGGCAAGGUGGACAUACUGAUCAACAACGCCGGUGUGGUCACGGGCAAAAGCCUAAUGGACAGCCCCGAUGAUAGCAUUGUCAAGACCUUCGAUGUGAACGCCAUAUGCCACUUCUGGACCACUAAGGCCUUCCUCGGGGACAUGAUGGCCGCCGACAAGGGCCACAUCGUCACCAUCGCCUCCAUGGCCGGGAAGAUGGGCGGCUCGAUGGUUGUGGACUACUGCGCCUCUAAGUUCGCGGCGGUGGGCUUCCAUGAGAGUUUGCAGGCGGAGCUGAAGGUCGGCGGCAAGUUCGGCGUGAAGACGACGGUGGUUUGUCCCAUGUUGAUCAGCACUGGCAUGUUUGAGGGCAGCUACACACGAUUCUUCCCUCUUCUUGAACCGAAGUGGGUGGCUGAUGAGGUCGUGGACGCCAUUCUCAUGGACGUUUCAACCCUGUAUCUGCCUCACUACAUGUGGAUUUUGCUUCUCAAAUUGCUCAUGUUGCCGCAGAAGAGUAUUGACCACUUGGCACACGCUCUGGACAUGGGUGACCUCAUGAAGAACUUCGUGGGCAGGAGGAAGGCUGACUAGUUCCUUAACUGUACUGGCACCUACGCCCCUUCCCUUUGUCUUUGCAUCAACCCGUUUAUCCCCACUGCAAAGUCUCAACACCUUUAUCCAUUGUCAAUACUAUAAAUGAGUCACCCUUGUCAAUCCCCCUGAGUCGCCGGUGUGGAAGUAGAGUUAGAAAAGACAAAAGAGCAACUUCGUAGAGGAUUGAAGUGCAUAUUAAGUACUUUUAUAUAUGAAUCGCCCCUGCUAAUCCCUUAAGCCGCUGGCGUAGACGUAGAGUUAGAACACUUAGAAUACCAACUUGGUGAUCGAAUUUUGAAGUGCAUUGAAGAAGAGAACGUAAAAUAGCAACUUGAUAGAGGAUUGAAGUGCAUCUGAAGUACUUACACUUAAUUAAAAGGUGCUGAAUGCUUAAAUGAUGAUGAAAAUAGAUACAAAAAGCUUUAGAAUCUUUAAAAUAGUGUCCGAUUCUAUGUUAAAAGUAUUGCAACAAGUUUAAAAAUAAGCGUUAGAUGUAAAAUAGCAACUUGAUAGAGGAUUGAAGUGCAUCUGAAGUACUUACACUUAAUUAAAAGGUGCUGAAUGCUUAAAUGAUGAUGAAAAUAUAUACAAAAAGCUUUAGAAUCUUUAAAAUAGUGUCCGAUUCUCUGUUAAAAGUAUUGCAACAAGUUUAAAAAUAAGCGUUAGAUGUAAAAUAGCAACUUGAUAGAGGAUUGAAGUGCAUCUGAAGUACUUACAGUUAAUUAAAAGGUGCUGAAUGCUUAAAUGAUGAUGAAAAUAGAUACAAAAAGCUUUAGAAUCUUUAAAAUAGUGUCCGAUUCUAUGUUAAAAGUAUUGCAACAAG